Messenger RNA from Acyrthosiphon pisum (pea aphid), 2059 nucleotides. Its product is annotated as UPF0764 protein C16orf89 homolog. The record is from RefSeq and is a predicted model, not a curated record. Bases 1041 to 2012 code for a protein of 323 amino acids. NCBI's taxonomy places the organism in Eukaryota, Metazoa, Arthropoda, Insecta, Hemiptera, Aphididae. The transcript is spliced from 6 exons. Gene Ontology annotation, cellular component: membrane; cytosol.
AUAAAUUCAUUAUAGGUAUUAAACUUCUACCUGGUUGUAAUUUAUAACAAUUAACAACCCAUUGUUCCAGAAUCCGCAAUUGUUUUUACUUGACUUUCAUAAGCAACUAAAAAGUUACUUAAAAACUUUACUUAAUACUCAUCUAAUUUUUGUAUGAUACUCUAAAAAAUAGAGAAAGAUUACUGAUGCGUUAUGUUUAUUAUAACAUUGUUUAAAUGUUUGGUGUAAUGUAUAGGUACCGCAGUACCGAAUUCAUGUAUUAGGUAUAUAUGGCUAUAAAAUUGAUAACCGUAUCUAUAAAAUAAAUAUCAUAUUAUGGUAUCGUCUUAGGUAUCGAUGAAUACAAAACAUAUUACACCGCAACACUCAGCAUAUAGAAAACAAAUUACACUGAAUAUAAAAUUAAAAAUAUCCAUAUUACAUCAUAACCUUUCAUAAUAUUUUAUCUAUAUUAGUUGUUAAUAAAUCUCAUUAGAACAUAUUUUUCAGUCACCAAAAAUUUACAAUAUAAUUGUAUAGAUUCAAAAUUAAUUGUUAUACAAUAUACCUAGAUACAAACAAGAAAUACCUAUAUGAAAUAAAGUAUUUAAUUUAUUAAAAAUGCCUAAUUUUUUAAUAAUGAUCUAUAUUCAUAUAAUAUUGUGGUUUGUAGUAUGUAGGUUAUUUCAAAACUGGGUGUCCAGAAAUAUUUCUGACAUAGUCAUAUAAUAAAAUAAAAGCUACAUAAAAAAAAUACAAAUAGUAUAUUUUGUGUGGCUAUUAAAUCUAAAUUAAAAAAACGGAAUUGCGUUAUUCAAAAUCACAAAAGCUUAUCCUAUCCCUUAGGCGAUGAGUUGGGAUUGGAAAAUAAAAAAAUUAAACCCACGGUGACAAGUAUAAUAGUAAUAUAUACACAAUGUCACAGCUACAACACACCGUCGAAUGUCUAUAUAACAAUUCGUCACAAUCAAACCUUUUUUCCCCGAAAGUAAAACAGCCACGCAAAUCACCACAUUUACAACACUUCUCAUUUCCAUCUGUUUCACCAUUGCAAGACGACAAUGUCACUGCAGCGGUACGCUUUUUGCGUAGUAUUACUCAGCAGAGCAUUGCUUGGCUGCAGAGCGUCGCAGUUUUUUACUGUUGAUGAAGAAUUGAAUACCGUCCGAGAUCUGGAAAACAGAAUACUGGAUUUAGUCGAAUCGACGAUACGGUAUUAUUUAAGACCAGACGUUGAUAAUGAAAAUGUGAACUUAAAUUUAAUGCUUGGGGUAUCCAUAAUGAAAGGUCAAUUUAUGUCGUGUACUGAACAUUCUCGAAUAAAUUAUAAUACUCGUUUCUACAAGAUGUAUAAAUUGAAUACAAUGAUUAGAAAUCUUUACGUGAAAUUUUAUAAAAACAAUUUAAUGGAUUCAAUGAGAACAAUUCUUGAUCAUAAACUCUGGAUUUCUCCCCAAACAUUAAAACACAAAUCAAAUAUUACAUUGCCCGCUAAAAUAUGGUUCGAUGAGGAUAUUUUAGCCUACGGUGAUGCAUAUUUUCGCAACAUUUCAGAUAAAUGCAUUGGUCAAGUAAUUUCUUCAUGCCGUGUAACGUAUGAAUGCUUUCAACUAGAAUUUCAAAAACAAUUUCUCGGUUACGCGCUUACACACCAAGUGUUGUACAUUCAUCUUUUAAAGAGAAUGAAAUGUAACAAUCUGAAACAUCGAAAUGUAUUAAAAGAAAUAAUACAGUAUAAAUGCAGUACAAUUUUUGAAGAAGCUCAAAAUAUGGCCAAAGAUUUUGAAAUGCUGGACAGAUACAAAGAUUUAUUCAUCGAACAAAUUGCAGUUUGUGGAAUGCAAAAUAUGGUGGAUUUCUUUCAGCCGGAAUGGUUUUUAAUUAUUGUGUCUUCAAUAAAACACAAUAAGUGUACUCAACACAAAAAUAACAAAUCGUCUUGUGAUUCACACUUGACAGGAGUAUCAUUGGCAGCGUUGGGAGUGUACUGGAAGUUCCUAUGUUACCAAGUCAAUAAAUAUGGGGCAUAUUGAUUUUCAAAAUACUAUAAUAUAUUAUAAUAUAAUAAUAUAAUAUAAUA